AAUAAAAAUGUGCAAAAAGUAAUUGAAAUGGCAUUAAAAUAACGCAAAUUGGGCUUAAUACGUGCUGGUUAUUAUUUCUUGACAUAACCAGGAAGCUAUUCGGAGGAUUUAAGUAACAAAUAUUUUUUUGGGGUGAUGACAGUUGACAUAAACAAAAACAUAACCUUACAAGUGAAUACAUUUUUUUCAAAUUAAAAUUGGUGGUGGUGUGGUGCUUGGUGUUAAGCCGAUUUCUUGAAAUGGCUCAACCACUGUGCACGUUGUGCGAGUGUCCUGUCGAAACUCUGCACUUCGAUCUCCGACAAUCGGUCUCCAACGAUACAAGAACCCCUCUGUUGAUGUUGCUCCAAGACUGCGCUGAGGAAGAGUUUUGCAUAACAAAUUAUUUCGUUUGCGAGAUGUGUUAUCGCCUCCUGAAUGAACUAGACAGUAUUAAAGUUAGAGCAAGGAACAUCGAAAACAAGUUUAAACAAUAUUUGCGUAAACACUGCCCCAACAAAAACUACAUUGAACGAGAAGCGAGCAAUAAAAGCGAGGAAUGCACAAUGUGUGGUCAAAAAAUCCCCGGUGCGAGUUUCAAGGAUCACCUGAAGACGCAUGAUUUGGAGACAGGUUUUAAUAUUGAUGAUCUCAGUUCGGUGUCUGAGAUUCAGUCCACGCUGGAUUUGUUUACGAAAGAAGCGGGAAGUGAAAGUGUGAAGAAAAAACAGAAGGAUGGGACGGAUCCAAAACCCUAUAAAUGUACUCAGUGUUCCAAAACCUGGAAAACGCCAACGGAACUGAAAAAUCACAUGUCGGCGCAUAGCAAGGAACGUCCCUACAUUUGCGAAAUUUGUGGCCAGGCGUACAAGCGCCAACAAGCUUUAACAAUCCACGUAGGGAUGCACAAAGGGAUCAAUCCCUUCACGUGUGUCUACUGCAACAAAUCAUUCACGCAGAAGGGGGCUUUGAUGAGGCACACACCCAUCCACACAGGGGAACUACCGUUUCAAUGUGAUACGUGUGGUAAAAGAUUCGUUCACCACACCUCCUUCAAUAUUCAUAAAAUCACUCACACUGGGCAAAAACCGUACAAAUGUGACGUCUGUGGCUUUUUGCUGAUAUCAGCGUCACACCUUAAAAGACACAUGAGGGUGCAUACUGGCGAGAAGAAAUUUUCUUGUGGCACUUGUGGGAAAAAGUUUGCGGAAAAGUACAACUUGGCUGUUCAUGAAAAACUGCAUUUGGGGGUUUCCAAGAAGAAAACAUACCAGUGCCAGAUUUGUGAUAAUGUGUACAACGGUCAAAUGAAACUAGAGGAGCAUCUGCUCAGUGUCCACCACAAGGUGCACCCAACAGACCCAUUAUCAUUACCAUAACUUGUUAUCACUUGGCAAGAGAAUAGUGAAUUGUUUGAACGUGUUCUAAUAAAUUGUUAAUUUUUACGAAAA
This is a messenger RNA of Tribolium castaneum (red flour beetle), 1430 nucleotides long. RefSeq names its product zinc finger protein 239. Bases 240 to 1358 code for a protein of 372 amino acids. Gene Ontology annotation, cellular component: nucleus. Gene Ontology annotation, molecular function: RNA polymerase II transcription regulatory region sequence-specific DNA binding; DNA-binding transcription factor activity, RNA polymerase II-specific. The transcript is spliced from 3 exons. Lineage: Eukaryota; Metazoa; Arthropoda; Insecta; Coleoptera; Tenebrionidae. The record is from RefSeq and is a predicted model, not a curated record. Gene Ontology annotation, biological process: regulation of transcription by RNA polymerase II.